Molecule: messenger RNA, 900 nt
Organism: Polypterus senegalus (gray bichir)
Lineage: Eukaryota; Metazoa; Chordata; Cladistia; Polypteriformes; Polypteridae
Exons: 3
Coding region: 1-900 (299 amino acids)
Source: RefSeq, a predicted model, not a curated record
AUGCCGUACCGCAUGUGGGGCUACAAGCUGUCCUGCACGGCGUGCAGCCACAGGUUGUCGGGAGCCGGACUCUACAGGACCGUCCGGAGGGUCCUGGACACAGAUGGAUGGUACUUCAUGGCCACGGAGUACCUAGAGUGCCGGCGCUGCAGGAAGAAGGUGGCAGGCUGGUCGCAGGAUAUCCUGGAUCAGCUGCACCACACCCACCGGGAUGACUUUCCAGCUAUCCUGACUUACAGGUUAUCCUGCGACGUAAAGCUGAUUGGGCAGAUGAAGGAGCGCACGCUGGGCAAUGGGGCCACCCGGCUGCGCAGAUAUCUGCUCGAGCAGCACACCAAGUCCUGGCUGACGCGGUCCAAAAAGUUCAUGUAUGCGGCCACCAAAUUUAUCACACCGGGUGUCGAGCCACCUGCGGCCUCGCUGCUUCUACCGCAGAUGACCCCGGUGCCCGGUACAAAGUGGUUGUUGUCUGUCUAUGCCAGGGAGGUGGCUUCGAGGAUAGAUGAGAUCAAGGCCCGGAUCACCUCCAUCUUUGGCUCAAUCCUGAAGAUGGACUCAACCAAGAAGGUGACCAAGAAACUCGCCGGUGCCGCGGCAGGAACAGCAGCCUGGGUGACCAACGUGGGGAACAAGCACGGCCAGGUCCUUAUCAGCGUCCUCACUGCAGCCGAGGGCGCUGGCCUGCACCCCAUGGCCACUGGGCUGAUGCGGCGAUACCGUGAUGCCAGUGUGUCCCCGCCUCUGGUCCUCUACGUGGACCGAGACUGCUGUUCCCACGGGGGACCCUCCAAGGUGUCCCUCUUAUUCCACCAGUGGGAACAGCUGGUGGUGCGGCUCGACGUGUGGCACCUGAUGCGACGCUGCGGCCGGUGUCACCACGGAGAGCCACCCACUAUAUAG